Messenger RNA from Carica papaya (papaya), 1668 nucleotides. The record is from RefSeq and is a predicted model, not a curated record. Lineage: Eukaryota; Viridiplantae; Streptophyta; Magnoliopsida; Brassicales; Caricaceae.
CCGAAGCACAAAUUGGAAUAAAAAACUGCAAAUUGUAACCAUUGGAACAGAACCGUGUGUGUUUUAUUUAAAGGUCCCCUAGACCAUAAUAGGAUUGAUGUUGCAGACCUGAUUUGUUAUCUCUGAGAGAUUUGUAAAUAUUGUAUUUGAAAUUUUGUGAUGAAUUGCUUCUUGUUUCCCAAAAGAAGAAGGUUGAAGGAAAUCAAUAAUCCCAAAACUCAUACACACAUGGAUUAUGUAGAAUCUGCAAUGUUUGCUCGGAAGCCGAUUCAUCUAUACAAGGAAGAGCUGCAAAGAACAAAUCUUGAAUUGGAAUCUUAUAAGGAGAAAAUAAAGGAGAAUCAAGAGAAGAUUAAACUUAACAAGCAGCUGCCUUACUUGGUGGGAAAUGUUGUUGAGAUUUUGGAGAUGAAUCCCGAGGAUGAGGCUGAGGAAGACGGUGCAAAUAUUGAUCUUGACUCACAAAGGAAGGGUAAAUGUGUUGUGUUGAAGACAUCUACUCGUCAGACCAUCUUCCUACCAGUAGUGGGGCUUGUUGACCCUGAUAAGUUGAAACCAGGUGACUUGGUCGGGGUGAAUAAAGACAGUUACUUGAUUCUGGAUACUCUGCCCUCUGAGUAUGAUUCUAGAGUGAAAGCCAUGGAGGUUGAUGAAAAACCAACUGAGGACUACAAUGACAUUGGAGGGCUGGAGAAGCAGAUCCAAGAACUUGUGGAGGCCAUUGUUCUUCCCAUGACGCAUAAAGAGCGAUUUCAAAAAUUAGGCAUUCGUCCACCAAAGGGAGUGCUCUUGUAUGGUCCUCCUGGGACUGGGAAAACUUUAAUGGCUAGGGCCUGUGCAGCACAAACAAAUGCCACUUUCCUGAAGCUGGCAGGGCCACAACUGGUUCAGAUGUUCAUUGGAGAUGGAGCAAAGCUUGUUCGUGAUGCUUUCCAGCUUGCAAAAGAGAAGUCUCCUUGCAUAAUUUUUAUAGAUGAAAUUGACGCAAUUGGCACAAAGCGGUUUGACAGUGAAGUUAGUGGAGACAGAGAGGUGCAGCGAACAAUGUUAGAGUUACUCAAUCAGCUUGAUGGUUUUAGUAGUGAUGAGCGAAUUAAGGUGAUAGCAGCAACAAAUCGUGCUGAUAUACUGGAUCCUGCCCUCAUGCGUUCUGGUAGAUUAGAUCGUAAAAUUGAGUUCCCACAUCCCAGUGAAGAAGCUAGAGCUCGCAUCUUGCAGAUCCACUCAAGGAAGAUGAAUGUGCAUGCUGAUGUCAAUUUUGAAGAACUUGCUCGAUCUACGGAUGACUUCAAUGGAGCUCAGUUGAAGGCUGUUUGUGUAGAGGCAGGCAUGCUAGCUCUUCGCCGUGAUGCAACAGAGGUGAACCAUGAGGAUUUCAAUGAAGGCAUAAUUCAGGUUCAGGCGAAGAAGAAAGCAAGCUUGAAUUACUAUGCUUAGAGGGUAACCUUGUUGAUAAGAGGAGAAAAAAAGCAAAAGCACUCAAAAUGGUUUGUUCACAAAGGGAACAUUAGCAGAGGGGGCCUUUGUCCUGAAAGACAUGUCCAAUCCCUCCUCUCCAGGUGAGGAUCAAGUUCUACUUUCGCAGACAGUUUUAUCAUGUAAUACUUUUGCCUUGGAACAAAUAUUGCUACUCAUCAGAAAUGCUCGAUCUGGCAGCCUUCUUUCUUC